AUGCAGCAGGAAAACGACGAAGCAGAAGCAGCAGCAGCAGCAGAAGCAGGAGAUAGUGAAACUCCUGCAGCAGCACCAGCAGCAGCAGCAGCACCUGCUGCUGCUGCUGCUGCUGCUGCUGCUGCUUGCCCUGUCUUUGUCUCCUGGAUUCCUACGCUGCUCAGCUGGCUGCUGCAGCAGGCGCCCCCGGGUAGUCUUUCUGCUGCUGCUGCUGCUGCUGCACUGCCUGUGCUUGCUGCUGCUGCUCGGGAGCCACACACAGCAGCAGCAGCAGCAGCAGCAACUACAACUGAUCCUGCUGCUGCUGCAGCUGCUGCUGCUGCAGCAGCAGAAGCAGCAGCAAACAGACGCAAAGCCAUUGCUGCUGCUGUAACAAAGACACUGAGGCAGCCGCUGCAGCUGCGCAGCAACUCCUCUCGUCUGUAG
Molecule: messenger RNA, 426 nt
Organism: Eimeria mitis
Lineage: Eukaryota; Apicomplexa; Conoidasida; Eucoccidiorida; Eimeriidae
Exons: 1
Coding region: 1-426 (141 amino acids)
Source: RefSeq, a predicted model, not a curated record